AUGCAUUUUUAUAAAAGAAUAAAACAUUAUAGAAAUAUUUUAAUCCAAUGUAAUAAAUCAAAUCGUAAUAUAAUACAUGGAGAAAAUGACACGCUUUUCUUUAAAGAGAUAUUAUAUGCGAAUUACCACAUCUGCAAACGUUAUAUACAUACAAAAGAGAAUGUAAUACAAGUGGAAAGAAAAGAAAAUGUUGAUAUGAAUCAUAUAAAUAAUAAAGAUGAUAUAUGUUAUAAUAAUGAUAACAAAAUAAAAAACAUAGAAUAUGAAAAGAAUUGCACGACAUAUGAAGAUAUAGAAAACUCUUAUAUUCAUAAUGAUGAGCUUGUUAAUAUAAAUGAUCUAAAGGAUAAAAUAGAAAAUCUACUUUUGGUCAGUAAAAAGUUAUAUAAUAAAAAGUACAGUUAUAAUAAAUCAUUGUGUAAUCACAAAGCAAUAACAUUAAAUAAUAUAGUCUUGAAUAUACUUUCUAUAAUAAAUGGAAACAACAACAAUAAUAAUAUUAAUAAUAAUAAUAUUAAUGGUAAUAAUAUUAAUAGUAAUAAUAUUAUUAGGAAUAAAGAUAUUUAUAUUGAUAAAUUCCUUCUUUUAGAUUUUUAUAACCUAUUAAUUAAAAGAAAAUAUUAUAUACAUAAUUUAAAAAAUAAUAUUUAUGAUAAUUCUUUUAUGAAUAUUUUUGAUUAUAUUCAUUAUAAUAUUAACUUACAUUUAAAAAAUUAUAAUUUGAAAAAUACUCAUCAAGUGCUACAUAAUAUAUCUAUAUAUAUACAUAAAAAUAAAUGUAAUAAUAUCACACAUGAACUUGUUAAGAAUAUUUUCUUCUUUUCAUUUUUUAAAAACUUUAAUAAGUUCUAUUCAAAAAAAGAAGAAAAAAAACUUAUAAAUGAAAGUGAACCAAAUUUCCAUAAUUAUCCUAAUCAAAAAUAUUAUAAUAAAUAUAAAAGUUUUGAUGAAGAAACUUUUUCAUAUUUAAAUACAUAUGUUGUUUUUUUAUCUAAUCAUCCUUCUUUUAUUAAUGACAAAUUAUUGUAUAAUAUUUCUCUCUUAGCAAAUAAAAUUUUACAACUUAAAAUAAAUUUUAAACUAGCACUCUCCUUCCUUUCAGCUAGCUUAAAUAUAUUCGAAAAGCAAGAAAAAAAAAUAAAGGAAGGACACCUUAUAUUGAACAUAUAUAAAAAAAAAACCAAUUAUGAUAUUUUAUAUUCUCUAAUACAACAACAUAAUGAAAUGUUUGAGAAAAGGAUAGCUGAUGGGUGGGAUCAUCAGGAUUAUGAUAACUCCAAAGAAAAAAAAAAAAAAAUGACAACUUUAAAUGUUAGUAAACAAAAUGGAAAUAUUCAUAAUAUGAAUGGAUUAAAUGAAAAUGUUCAUAAUAUGAAUGGAUUAAAUGAAAAUAUUCAUAAUAUGAAUGGAUUAAAUGAAAAUAUUCAUAAUAUGAAUGGAUUAAAUCAAAAUAUUCAUAAUAUGAAUGGAUUAAAUCAAAAUGUUUAUAAUAUGAAUGGAUUAAAUCAAAAUAUUCAUAAUAUGAAUGGAUUAAAUCAAAAUAUUCAUAAUAUGAAUCGAUUAAAUCAAAAUGUUCAUAAUAUGAAUCGAUUAAAUCAAAAUAUUCAUAUUUGUAGUAGAAAAAACUUAGACAUAUUGUCGAAUGAAAGAAAAAAAAAAUAUAUGAUAUCCACAAAUCAUGUUACAAAUAAUACACAUAUUAAAAAUAUUUACAAUCAUAAUUUGGGAUUCCUAAAAAAUGAUUAUAUAAACUUAUGGAAUUAUUCCCAUAUAAUUAAUAUAAUAAAAAUAUUACAAAUGAAUAAAUUUGUAUCACCCAAUUAUAAUAUAAAAACAGAAGAAUGUGUAAAAACAUUCUUAAAAUAUAUGUUUGAUUAUUUAUCAAUAUAUUAUGACGAAUUAAUUAUAAUGACACAAAAUGAAUUAAAUAGUUUUAUUUCUAUAUAUGUGAAUUUAUCAAUAAUAUUAUAUCAAAUGAGAAAUUAUAAAGAUGAUAUAUGUUCUCUUAUUAUUUGUUUUUUAAUUAAUUCUUAUAAACGUAUAUCUAUAUAUUACAACAGUUUACAUAUAAAUAUGAUGAUUAAUUUAAUAAAAGGUAUAUAUCAUCAAAUAUAUAUAUAUUCCAAAAUAUUUGAAGAUAAUAAUUUAUUUUUUGAUCAAUUUAAAGAAGAAUUAAUAAUAUUAUGUAAUAAUAUAAAUACAAGUGAUAUAAUAUCAUUAAAUUAUAACAAUAUGUAUGAAUUAAUAAAUACACAUAUGAUAUAUUUGUCAUCAAAUAUAUGUAACACUAUUUUUGAUCAUCCAUUUAAAGAUAAUAAAUAUAUACCAUUCAAUAAAUUAAUAACAGUUAUUCAUUAUUUACAUAAAAUGAACAAAAUAUGUCUUUCUUAUGAUAAUACAAUAAAUAUAUUUCAACAAGAUAUAUUAAAAUUUAUAAAAAAAUGUGAAAAUAUAUUUUUAUCAAACAACCAUAAUUUUUAUGAUGAAAAUUUAUCCAAUCAUCAUAUAUUAAUAUUAAUUAAUAUAUAUAUAUAUUAUUAUUAUUAUUAUAAAACGUCUAUACACUCUCCAUUUUUAUAUAAAUGUCUACAAUAUUUAAGCAAAAAAAAUGAUCCAACUUUGUUUAUGAAUGAAACGGAAAUUAUUAUGUACCUCAACUUAUUGAAGAAACUUAAAGAAAUAAAAAUAAAUAAUAUAAAUGAAAAAUUUAAAAAUAAUGCCAAUUAUUUAGGACAAAUAAAACAAAAUGUAUUAAAUAAUGUGUAUUUAAAUAAUAUAUAUGAAAUGAUUGAUAAUUAUGAACCUAAUAAUAUAUACCAAACAAAUAAUGAAUCUGUAAUAACGUCAUUAUAUUAUAAUAAUAAUACAUCGCAUUUUGUUUUUAAUACUCCUAAAAAUAUAUAUGAAGAAAAAAAAAAAAUAAAUAAAGACUUAUUGAAUCUUAAUUUAUAUGAUGAAAUGUUAAAAAGCUAUAUGAAUAAAAUAAUGGAUAACCUUUUUUUUUCGUCUUCUUUCAUACAAUAUAAUAAUAAAAUGUGGGAAGAAAGUAAAAAGAAGAACAAAACAAUAAAUAAUAUAAAUGAUAUUAUAAAAAUUGAUGACAAUAAAAAGGAUGAAAGAAUAAAUAUAUAUAACACAUGUACAUCAUCAUCUAAAUGUAAUAAAUUCCCUUUUAAUAUUCAUCAUUUCAAAAAAUAUUCUAUAAAUACUUAUUUUUUGGUUUAUGAAAAUAUAUUUUCAUAUAAUAAAAAAAUUGAUAAAGAGGUAAUAGAAAAAAUAUGGGUCAUUUUAAAUAACAUAAUAAAAUAUAAACAAAAUGUGUUAACAGAAGAAAAUUUCUUUUUUAUUAUUUCUGCAUUAUUAAAAGCUCAAAAUUUUGAACAUGAAAUAUAUAAAAUGUAUUAUGAAUAUAUGAAAAAAUACACUUCUUCUAUAAAUAUAAAAUAUAUAUUUCUUAUUAUGAAAAGAAUUUUUGAAGAUACUCCAUACAUAAAAUAUCAAGAUGAUACAUCACUUUGUAUUGAUAAAGAUAAUAACAUAUUAAAUAAUUGUGGAACAAAAUAUAAUAUAGGAUCAUCAUAUUGUUAUAAUAUAAAAAAUGAUAAAUAUAAUAUAUUAAAUGAUAUAAUAAAAUUAUCAGAAGAAAUUAUAUUAUCUCAUGUAAAUUAUAUUAAACAUUUUACGUUUUUUAAAGAAAUACUACAUACUUAUAUGAAAAAAGAGAUAUAUAUAAAAUGUUCCUUAUUAUAUCAACCACAUUUCAACGAUUUUAUAUUAAAUUAUUUUAAUAAAUUUCUAACCCAUAAGUACUUACAUAGAAAUGUUCUAGUUUUUUUAAUAAAUAAUAUUUCUUCCUUUUAUUAUACUCUUAAUAAUAAUUAUGCAUCAUACAUAAUAAGAAAUAACAACAUACAAAUGAAAUGUGAUGAUAGAAUUAAAGAGAAAACAAAUAAAGAAUACAACCAAAAAAAAGAUAACGAAAAAUUAAUAGACCAUUAUGAAGAUAUAAAUUUAUCUGAUGAGGAAAAAAUUAAAACAGAUGAUAAUAAAGAUAUAAAACUUGUAAAUAAAUAUAAAAAUGGUUAUCAUUCAAAAAUAUUUUCAUUAUCUCAAUUAGAUCAAAUACAUUUAAAUAUACAACUAAACAAAGAAAAUAUAAUACUUACAAAAGAUAAAACAAAUCACAGUAAUAUAUAUUCUAAUAUGUUGUUAACAUGUCCUUCAAAUGAUAUAACAUCAUAUAAUUAUUUUAUUGAUAUAAAAAUGGAGUUAUUAAAAAAAUUCAAUAUUUUUCUUCAUACUUUAUAUAUGAACGAUAUAAAAAAUAAAAGUCCUCAUGAAAUAAAAUUAUCAAGUAUGAAUAUAAUAGAUAUAUUUGUUUCAUUAAAAAAUAUAAAAAUAAGAAAUGAAGACAUUAUGUAUAUAUUAAGUCAAAAAUAUAUUAUGGAUAUAUUUUUUCAUAAUAAUAAAGUAAAAUUAGAAUAUCAAAUAAAAUUUCUUAAUUCUCUUACAUUUCUUGAUUAUAUAAAAGAAGCUGAUUCAUUAUUUAAAACUUUUUGUUUAAAAAAAAAUAAAAUAAAUAAUAUACAAAAAGAAGAAAACAAGGCACAAAAUUAUUAUAACCUCUUAUAUACUCAUUUUUUAAAAAUACCCAUAAAAAAUUGUAUAAACAUUCCAAAUAUAUCAUCAUAUAUAUUAAAUUUUAUAUCUAUAUAUGAUUAUUUUGAAAAAAAAGAUCAAUAUGUAAUAUAUAAAAAAUUAUUAUAUUUCAUUGAAGAAUAUUUACAAUUACAUAAUAAAAUAAAUUCAAUGAAUUCACUUGAUAAACGUAAUAUUAUUCUUAUAACCUUAUUGUUAUACAUUUCAUCAUCACCUCUUAAUAUAUCAUCCAUGUCAUUACAAACAUUACGUAUAUUUUAUUAUUAUAUUAUAGAGUUCAAUUAUUUUUAUAAGAACAAUAUAACAAAUUCAUCUGCAACACAUGAUGAUAUUUUUAAACUUGUUGUAUCAUGUGUAAGAAAACAUUCUCUCUCUAUUCAUAUAUCGAAUGAAAUAAAUAUGCACUGUUUUGACGUUGACAUGCUUUUAUAUGUGAAAUAA
This is a messenger RNA of Plasmodium adleri (nom. inval.), 5100 nucleotides long. Its product is annotated as conserved Plasmodium protein, unknown function. The transcript has a single exon. Lineage: Eukaryota; Apicomplexa; Aconoidasida; Haemosporida; Plasmodiidae. The coding region runs from base 1 to 5100 and encodes 1699 amino acids. The record is from RefSeq and is a predicted model, not a curated record.